AUGAUGGAUAAUACCGAACCUGAUCAACAACAAGCAAAGCAAAAGCGACUAACAAGAAAGAGAUGGACACCGUCUCUAGACAAGGUCUUAGCUGAUUUGGUUGUUAAACAGAUCCAACUAGGAAACAGACAGAACAACGGUUUCGACAGGAAAACAUGGCUCAACAUACGUAACGAGUUCAACCACCAGACGGGGCUUAAUUACAACAACAAUCAGCUUAGGAAACAUCUUAAUGUUUUGAGACAACGUUAUGAUUCGGUUAAAUCUUCUCAGAUCCAUAACCAGCUUGUUAUGGAGGAUGCAGGUUGUAUCUUGGGGUUGGACUUGUGGGAAGAUUUUGGUGUGCAGCCUAGGAGUGAACCGGUUAAAGUUAAGGAUUGUCCAAUCUAUGAGCAGCUUUCCACUAUAUAUGGUGAUGUUUCCUCUGAGGGGAUGUAUGCUCAGUCAAGUCACUUUGAAGGUUUAGAAGAAUCAAUGCCAAAUCAUACCCCAGAGAAUGUACCAACGCCAAAUGUGGAGAGAAAGAGGAAGAGAGAAUUGGAUUUGAAGAGUUCUUCUGUGUCUCCGAGCCAGAUUGAUUCAGCGGUAAUGGAGACUAUGGCAAGUACUUUGUCGGAGAUGGUAACUACUCUGAGGUCAAGGAUGGAUGGUUUGGGAAAGGAAGAAGAAGAUGAUAGGUUUAGUAUCACAAACUGCAUCAAUGUGCUUGAUGGGAUUGAGAAUGUGGAUGAAGGUGUUUACUUUGCUGCUUUAGAUCUUUUUGAGAGUCCUUGUCUUAGAGAGACUUUUAUCUCUCUUAAAGCUAACAAGUUGAGGUUAACAUGGUUGCAAGUUAAGUGCAGGAACAAAGUUACUCCUUCAGUGACACAGCUAGGUUGA
Messenger RNA from Eruca vesicaria subsp. sativa (arugula), 879 nucleotides. The record is from the annotation of a GenBank genome assembly. NCBI's taxonomy places the organism in Eukaryota, Viridiplantae, Streptophyta, Magnoliopsida, Brassicales, Brassicaceae.